AUGAGUACGGAUGUGUCAGAACGCGGCGCAGAGGCCGGAUCGAGCUCCGGGCUGCUUUCUUCGCCGUGUGUGGGAGAUGGCAGCGACUCAGCGCAAAUGAAGAAGCGCAACACGGAGACGGCAGGGAUGAAAGCGCGCAAGAAGCUUCGCAGUGAAGAGAGUGGGCUUUCGACGCUGGUGUCGAUUGCUUCUUUUGGCGGACAGGCAUCACCAGACAGAUCCAAGGUGAGCAAGCAGCAGAACGGUGCAUCGGGACACCGGCCUGUGACCUCUUGCACGCACUGCCGGCAGCAUAAGAUCAAAUGCAAUGCGUCGGAGAACUUCCCAUCCUCGUGCUCUCGGUGCGAGCGUAUGGGGCUGCAGUGCGAGAUCGACCCGCAGUUCCGUCCGAAGAAAGGGUCGCAGCUGCAGAACCUCAAGAACGAGAUCGAGGAGCUGAAAACGAAACUCGAGUUCCUGUUGCGCAGUGAGGGCAUCCUCUCUUCUGCCAUGCGCAACUCGGACUUAGGUCGCCAGAUUCUGCAGGCGAUCAAACUUCAGGAUUCCCCGCAGCAACAGACGGGGAUCUCUGUGCAAACUUAUCUGGCUAGCGAACCGGAACUGCUCAAGUCGGAGUCCUCUGUCAAGUCAAGCGUCAACACCCCGUCUGGUUCAUACUCUGCGAGCGCUGUCGAUGUGUCACGUGCAAAGACAAAUAGUGUCCCGCCACUGCUCAACGACUCCGCUCCAGCCAACAGCAAUAGGGAGUCCCUUCCUCCGGUCUUGCAGAUGGCACUGAAGUACCACAAUUCCUCCCACAAUACGCCGAUCGACACCCCUUCAUCUCAUACCACGCCGAUGCUUUCUCCAGAGGUGAAGAAACCUGUGGUGGCGACUACCAAUGCAAUGCCUCUCCUUCCCUCGCCCUAUGCCAACAUUGACGAGUUUGUCCUGGGCGACGUGCACAUACCUAUCGAUAAGGCGAAGGAGUUACAUCAUAUCUUCGUCAAGAAGUACUUGCCAUACUUCCCUAUUAUGACCACUGAUUCAGUAACGGAACUUUAUUCGCAGUCGCAACUACUGUUCUGGACCAUUAUGUUGACGGCAUGCCUUUCCGAUCCUGAGCCAACUCUUUACAACAGUCUGGCUUCGCUGAUCAAACAGCUUGCAAUAGAAACUUGCUGGAUAAGGACCCCGCGAUCUACACACAUCUCGCAGGCACUGCUGAUCCUAUGCAACUGGCCUUUGCCAAACCAGAAGGUACUCGAUGAUUGUUCCUAUAGGUUUGUCGGACUUGCAAAAUCUCUUUCCUUCCAACUCGGCCUCCAUAGGGGCGAGUUCAUGUCGGAAUUCACCCGCACGCAGACUUUAAUGCCCGAUGCCGAGAAGUGGCGAACCAGAACGUGGCUAGGUAUUUUCUUUGCAGAGCAGUGCUGGAGCAGUAUUCUGGGACUGCCCUCAACUUCACAGACGGACUAUUUCAUUGAGCAAGCUAGGAGGGGCAAGUUCGACCUUCCAGUAAGGUUUCACCGCUUACUCUGCUUGGCACAUUUUCAAGCCAGCCUAUCAAACAUCAUGGGCUCGAGCGUCGAAUCUCCAGACGGUUUGAUGGACGCAAAAGAGCGCGGUAGCUCACUUGCUGCCCUUGAGCGGGAGCUUGCCCGCCUGCACUCAGAGCUGAAGUUUGAUUCUGACCCUGUGGUUGAGAUGUACUAUUUAUACGCAAAACUGAUGAUCUAUUGUUUUGCAUUUUUACCAGAGACGCCGAAGGCCGACCAAACCCAAUAUGUGACCGAGGCGUACUUGGCAGCUACGAGAAUUAUCACUCUGCUAACCAAAACAUUGGAGGAUACGCAACUAAUCGAACUCCCCAUAUAUGUGCGACAAAGUGUGACAUACGCAGCACUUAUUCUGUUCAAAUUACACCUAACACCUUACCUCCCCGAAAAAUAUGUGGAUUCGGCCCGCCAAUCGAUUGUCACCGUCCACAGGCUGUAUCGCAACCAGCUCACGGCGUGGGCCACCGGAGUGGAAAACGACAUCUCCAGAACGGCCAGCGUGCUGGAGAAAUUGAAUUUCGUCCUUAUAACGUACCCCGAGAUCUUCGUGGAGGAAGAUGGAAUCAUUUCCCGGAUGCGGUCGCAUCUCACAGGGACCCUCUUCUAUGACCUCAUAUACUGCGUCCACGAAGCCAGAAGGCGGCAGGUCGAUAGCGAGUACAACGAGAUGCUCGAGAAGAACAGAAAGGAACAACCCGUGCAUACUGCUGCCACCGGCAGCCAGGACACCGAGAAGAGAGCGCCUAAGAGGAGGCUUUUUCCACUUCCCUUCUACAACCAGAUCUCCAAGGAAGAUUUUGAGACAAUAACACAGACCACCCCCGGCGGUACGACCGUCACCACGCUCGUACCCACGAAAAACGCCAUUCUCCAAGCAAAGAAACUGCAGCGCAGCCAGGGCGGUCAGAAGGGCGAGCCCAUCCGCUCCAUCAACGGCAUUCCGCUUGCAAUGCUGGACGCCACCGGCAGCGUGAACGGCGCGCUCGUCGGCGACAACCUCAACAGCUCGGUGCCCCAGGCGGCCGUGGCUGCGUCCGCACCCCCCGAGCCCGCGGCCGUGGCUGCAACCGUGCCCCCCGAGCCCGCGCCCGCGCCCGGCGGCCAGAGCUACCCGCUCUUUCAGCCCUUGUAUGUCCAGCCCGCCGCUAACGUGCCCAUGCAGCGCUCUGCGUCCGCCUCCGUCGCGGAGGCCCUGCCGUUCCGCCGGCCUGGCAUGCCCAAGAUCACAUCUGAAUCCAUUGCAUCGGGGAAUCCCAAUUCGCUUUUUGGCAACGACGGCUCGCCGUUCCCUGCCAUCGCACAAAAAUCCGCCAAGCCCGCGCCGCCCGCCAAGCCCGACGGCCAGCCCGCCAAGCAGCCCGCACCCUACCCCAACCUCAAUGUUUUCCUCGGCGCAAACGCCUCGGCGCGCAUGGCCUCCUACUCCAGCCUCAUGGACGCUGCAGACCCCCUCGCGCCCGACCCCGACCGCGCCCCGCUCGCCGCCCCCGGCCCCCUAGCACACAUCUCAGAGCUCGACUCUUUUUUCCUGCAGCAGAGCGCCGGCUGGAUCGAGGGCAGCUCCAGCAACGAUGACUUCCUGGGCUGGUACGACAUCAACAUGGCACCGGAGUUCUGA
Molecule: messenger RNA, 3156 nt
Organism: Eremothecium gossypii ATCC 10895
Lineage: Eukaryota; Fungi; Ascomycota; Saccharomycetes; Saccharomycetales; Saccharomycetaceae
Gene: SEF1
Product: Sef1p
Exons: 1
Coding region: 1-3156 (1051 amino acids)
Biological process (GO): regulation of DNA-templated transcription; DNA-templated transcription
Cellular component (GO): nucleus
Molecular function (GO): zinc ion binding; DNA-binding transcription factor activity, RNA polymerase II-specific; transcription cis-regulatory region binding
Source: RefSeq, marked provisional